Molecule: messenger RNA, 381 nt
Organism: Alternaria arbusti
Lineage: Eukaryota; Fungi; Ascomycota; Dothideomycetes; Pleosporales; Pleosporaceae
Exons: 2
Coding region: 1-381 (126 amino acids)
Source: RefSeq, a predicted model, not a curated record
AUGCACUUCCAUCUGAUGGCCACUGGGCUGCUUCAUUCUACUCAGCCUAGUACACUCAUUCACGACGCGAGCACCAACUUCGGCAAGUCAACUGAUGACUACACCUGCAUAUUGAACCGCCAGUUCGCCGCCGAGAUGUUCGAACGUCUCUCUGCCCGCGAAGUGCGAGACAUGGUUUACUUCCAUCUCAUGGGUGGCGCUCCAGAUGUCAGCAUCAUUCAACGCGAGAAAGACCUGCCCGAUAACGAAGGGAACAAGUACUACUUCCACAUUGACCACAGUGACCGUCGCGGCCAGGCUCGCGGCCUUGACAACAAAUUUGAGCACUUCUUCAGGGAGAAGUACAUGGGAAAGGAGUUUGUGGUCGAACUCGCGGAAUAG